AUGACUGUUGAGAAGGUAAUAAGGAAAGGAUGUCUAUUGGUAGCUUUGCCAAAUUCAGUGGAUUCUCCUGUCGAAAUAUUUGAACUUCCACAUCCAUCGAAUAACGAAUCAAAGAAACCUAUCAAACUGUUUGUACACGACGAUAAAGUAUACCAGCUUAAAAUCAAAAAGUUCAGUAAAGGCUGUGACUAUAAUUGCUCGCGAGAUUUAGUGAAUGAUAAAUAUCAUUAUACUUCAGAUUCGCAAACAUUUAAAUCCACAUUUUUGAUCAAUGAAGAGAACAGGAAAGAUGGACACAUACUAGAAGAUGGUUCGAUACUAUAUGCCGAAAAAUAUGACUUAACUUUUAAUAUAUGUGGGUAUUAUUAUAGGAACAACAAAGUUACUAGUGAGGAUCUAGCGUUUAUUACACCUUGCGUUCCACCCGCACUCGAUAUGGAUACUAACUUUUAUACUAGUUCUGAUUACCAAGAGAAAUUAACGAAUAAUCACAGUGAAAAUUGGGAGAAGAUACCUCCAAAAUUAUGGGAAAGUUGUCUCGGGAAAAUAUCACAUACAGUGGAAGAAGCUGGUGACAAGUAUUAUCGUAUCGAACCUCAAAUGAUAGUAGAAUGGCUACUGAAGAAAGUCAUCAAAAUCAACAACAACUUCCCUACUUCUCUUAAAAUACCAAAAUCGCUACCUGAAGAUAUAGCAUCAUCUCUGAAAUGCAUAAUGUCGUGUAAUCUUCUAGUUUCCUUGAUCCCACAACUCGCAUACCAGGAUCUAAUUAGACAUGAAUCUUCAAAUCUUAACAUCAAACAAUGUUUCGACUCAUACGACAAGUACAAGAACGAAACAUUACAAACAGAAAGGGAAAGAGAGCUCCUUAUCAAAGCUGCUAUGUCUACAGCCAUUCCAAAUGGCACAAAAACCGUAAAGAAACAACCUAUUCAAAAGGCUAAAGUUGUGAAACCAAAGGUUGCUAAGGGUAAAGGAAGAAUUGACGGAUUCUUCAAAACUAACAAAACAUAA
Molecule: messenger RNA, 1014 nt
Organism: Kluyveromyces lactis
Lineage: Eukaryota; Fungi; Ascomycota; Saccharomycetes; Saccharomycetales; Saccharomycetaceae
Gene: RNH202
Product: Rnh202p
Exons: 1
Coding region: 1-1014 (337 amino acids)
Biological process (GO): ribonucleotide metabolic process; RNA catabolic process
Cellular component (GO): ribonuclease H2 complex; nucleoplasm
Source: RefSeq, a predicted model, not a curated record